AUGACUUUGAGAUUUGAGGAUGAUGAUGAUGACCCUGGGGACCGGAAGCUGACCAAGGCGGAGCAGCAGCGCUUCAAGGAGGAGGCCGAGAUGCUCAAGGGGCUGCAGCACCCCAACAUCGUCCGCUUCUACGACUCGUGGGAGUCCUCGCUCCGCGGCAAGAAGUGCAUCGUCCUYGUCACCGAGCUCAUGACCUCGGGCACCCUCAAAACGUACCUCAAGAGGUUCAAGGUGAUGAAGCCCAAGGUGCUGCGGAGCUGGUGCCGGCAGAUCCUGAAGGGGCUGCAUUUCCUGCACACRCGCACGCCGCCCAUCAUCCACCGCGACCUCAAAUGCGACAACAUCUUCAUCACCGGCCCCACCGGCUCCGUCAAGAUCGGCGACCUGGGGCUGGCCACGCUCAUGCGCACCUCCUUCGCCAAGAGCGUCAUCGGGACCCCYGAGUUCAUGGCCCCYGAGAUGUACGAGGAGCGCUACGAUGAGUCGGUGGAYGUGUACGCCUUYGGGAUGUGCAUGCUGGAGAUGGGCACGUCCGAGUACCCCUACUCCGAGUGCCAGAACGCCGCGCAGAUCUACCGCAAAGUCACCAGCGGCAUCAAGCCAGCGAGUUUCCACAAGGUGACGGACCCCGAGGUGAAGGAGAUCAUCGAGGGCUGCAUCCGGCAGAACAAGGCUGAGAGGCUGUCCAUCCGGGACCUGCUGGACCAUGCAUUCUUCGCCGAGGACACGGGGCUGCGUGUGGAGCUGGCCGAGGACGAUGUGGGGUUGGACCCGGCGCUGGCGCUGCGGCUCUGGGUCGAGGACCCCAAAAAGCUCAAGGGGAAACACAAGGACAACGAGGCCAUUGAGUUCAGCUUCAACCUGGAGGCCGAUGUCCCCGAGGAGGUGGCCUACGAGAUGGUGAAGUCGGGGUUCUUCCACGAGAGUGACUCCAAGGCGGUGGCCAAGUCCAUCCGGGACCGGCUGGCGUUGGUGCGGAAGGGCCGGGAGCGGCGGCAGCCGGGGGGGACCCGGGGGGGCCCCGAGAAUGAGGACACUGAGGUGGACCAGCACGUCCG
Messenger RNA from Malurus melanocephalus (red-backed fairy wren), 1058 nucleotides. Its product is annotated as serine/threonine-protein kinase WNK3-like. Gene Ontology annotation, molecular function: ATP binding; potassium channel inhibitor activity; protein serine/threonine kinase activity. The annotation marks the transcript as partial. NCBI's taxonomy places the organism in Eukaryota, Metazoa, Chordata, Aves, Passeriformes, Maluridae. The transcript is spliced from 7 exons. Gene Ontology annotation, cellular component: cytoplasm; cytosol. Gene Ontology annotation, biological process: positive regulation of sodium ion transmembrane transporter activity; negative regulation of sodium ion transport; monoatomic ion homeostasis. The record is from RefSeq and is a predicted model, not a curated record.